AUGUCGAGUAAUAACCAAGAGUUCACCAAUCAGUACAUCAAUCAUAACUCUGAGCCUCUAGGUGUUAACUCGAACACUGAGAUGCCCACGGAGCCAUCGACCAACUUUUCGGAUGCGACUCGCUAUGUGCCGGAGGCCGACGCCUCGAAGGCUGAGCCCGAGCCAGUCCCGCAUGCCGCUAUGUCAACGGAGGCUGAGUCUGCUUUCAACGACAUUUUGUUCCCACCAGACUCGUACGAGAAUGGUACGUACUGGGCGGAUCUUCCUGUCGGCGAGCGUUUCCGCUUUGUGAACAGGCAGUCAAACUCGAUUUGCCGCGAGGAGCUCUGUCACAUUGGUCGUAUGAUCAAGAAGGACCCACUUAGUGUUGUAUCCAGCUAUUUCGGCACCUAUGUGGUGAAUGGUAUGGGUAUGUUUGUUGAAGGUUACACGCUGUUCUCCGUCGGUAACAUCAAGCCACUCUUCCAAAACACGGAUGCUGCCUUGCCUGGCCAGCCUAACGUGCCUGCUAAGACCAGCAAGUUCUACCAAUGCUGGAAGGAGAAGUCCAUCUGUGAUGAGGACUGGCAGAGUGCCAUCGACUACCUCGAAAUUGUCGGUAUUAUUACCGGUCAGAUUCUUGUCGGUGUUGAAGGUGACUGGGUUGGUCGUAAGUUUGGUAUGGUGCAGGAUGCUUUGAUCAUGACGCUGGGUUCGGUAAUGCUUACGUGCAUGUGGGGUAUCACCAUGAACGGUUGGGUCAUUUGCUAUGCUUGGUCUCUGUUUAUCUAUGGUAUUGGUGUGGGUGGUGAGUACCCCAUGACCUCUACGCGUGCUAUGGAGGGUAACAGUAACCGCUUUGCUUCGAUCACAGGAGACCGUCUUCACCGUGGUCGUAACGUGCUGCUGGCUUUCUUGAUGCAGGGUUGGGGUCAGUUUGUGAACCAGAGUCUUCUGAUUAUCCUUCUCUUGAUCUUCAACAACACACUCCAGACGCCCAUCAAGCCCGAUGCCGCUCAGUUCACGUUCCGUGUGUCGUUUGGCUUUAUUGCCGCUGUCACGCUUUACCUCGCGUACUACCGUUACUACAGGAUCGAGUACGCUGAGGGCGCUCUCAGAGAUGCUAAGGCACGUUUGAACACCUCUGGUUACGACAUUACUUCGCUCAAGCUUGCGCUGCACCAUUACUGGCAUCGUCUCUUUGCUUCGACCAUGGGUUGGUUCUGCAACGACUUUUUCUUCUACGGUAACAAGAUUUUCUCCAACCAGUUCAUUGACAUUAUUACUGGUAAGGCGAAAGGUGAUUCCUACAACCCUCACUCGUUUGGUACCAAGUGGCUUUACAAUCUGAUCAACGUUGGUGUCCAGAUGCCCGGUUACUACAUGGCUGCGAUUCUUGUUGACCACAAGUUCUACGGUCGUAAGUGGAUGCAGGCCAUCUCUUUCAUGGCUACCUUUGCCUUGUUCUGUGGUGCUACGUUUGCGUAUAACAGCCUGACUGACCCUAACGACAUGGGCAAGGUCAAGGCAUUCCAGUUCAUCUUCUUCUUCUCUUCGUUCUGGAACCAGUUCGGUUACAACUCGACAACCUUCCUUGUUGCUGCCGAGAUUUUCCCUGCUUCGAUCCGUGCUACUUGCCACGGUGUGGGUGCCGCUUGCGGUAAGCUUGGUGCCCUUGUUCCCACGAUUAUUUACAACUAUGUGGAAGACCACACCAAGUUCUACAUUGUCACUUGGUUCGGUCUUGCUGGUCUCAUUGUCACGCUCAUUUUCCUGCCAGACACCACGGGUCUUGACCUCCGUGAGCAGGAGCGAUACUGGGAGUAUGUCAUGUCUGGCAACCAGCAGGACUACCACGGUGUGGCUAUCCACCCGCGUCACAUUUCGCUGUACGAGCGCGUUGUGCUCAAGCGUCAUCUUCCUUACAACCCUCAGCUUGAUGCUCAGCAGAAGAUUGGCGAGUUCCGUACGGUGUACGACAGCACGAUGGCCAUGAACAGUUAUGCUGAGGAGGACCUCUCGGCUCAUCAGCGGGAUUUCCUUGCCAGUGAGUUUGGUCACAAGUAUGUGAAGGACUUUAGGCUUGCUCACCCGAACCCUGAGAGCCAUGUGUUUGACUCCAAGUUGGAGUCGCUUGAGAAGCAACUCUAA
This is a messenger RNA of Malassezia restricta, 2130 nucleotides long. RefSeq names its product MFS phosphate transporter. Gene Ontology annotation, molecular function: transmembrane transporter activity. Gene Ontology annotation, cellular component: membrane. Gene Ontology annotation, biological process: transmembrane transport. The record is from RefSeq and is a predicted model, not a curated record. Lineage: Eukaryota; Fungi; Basidiomycota; Malasseziomycetes; Malasseziales; Malasseziaceae. The coding region runs from base 1 to 2130 and encodes 709 amino acids. The transcript has a single exon.